AAAAAAAGUACGCAAAUAGAAAACAAUUUGCAAGUCAUUUGUGGGUUACACGUCCUUCUGUUAAAAAAAUCGAUUAUUUAAUUAAUUUACUAGGUAUUUUAUCGCGCUAAACGUUCAAAUAAUCAAACAAUAGUAUGGCUGAUUCAAAGCAGGGUGAAGAUUUAGCAACCGCUAUCUUGAAACAAAAGUCGAAACCAAAUCGUUUAUUGGUCGAUGAUGCUGUAAAUGAUGAUAAUUCAAUUGUAUGUUUGUCUCAAGCCAAAAUGGACGAAUUACAGCUAUUUAGAGGUGACACAGUUUUGCUGAAAGGCAAGCGACGUAAAGAAACUGUUUGCAUCGUACUUUCUGAUGAAAACUGUCCAAAUGAGAAGAUUCGUAUGAAUAGGGUUGUUAGGAAUAACUUGCGAGUCCGUUUGUCAGAUAUUGUUUCUAUUCAAUCUUGUCCGGAUGUCAAAUACGGCAAACGUGUCCAUAUUUUGCCGAUCGAUGAUACCGUCGAAGGACUUAGCGGAAAUCUCUUUGAUGUUUACUUAAAGCCCUAUUUUCUCGAAGCUUAUCGUCCAAUCCAUAAAGACGAUACAUUCAUUGUUCGUGGUGGUAUGAGAGCUGUCGAAUUUAAAGUUGUUGGAACUGAUCCUGAACCAUACUGUAUCGUUGCACCUGAUACUGUUAUCCAUAAUGAAGGCGACCCAAUUAAGCGUGAAGAAGAAGAAGAAGCAUUGAAUGCUGUCGGUUAUGACGAUAUUGGUGGAUGCCGUAAGCAAUUGGCUCAAAUCAAAGAAAUGGUUGAAUUACCAUUGAGACAUCCAUCAUUAUUUAAAGCUAUUGGCGUUAAACCACCCCGUGGUAUUCUUCUUUAUGGACCACCUGGAACUGGAAAGACUUUAAUUGCUCGUGCUGUAGCAAAUGAAACUGGAGCAUUCUUUUUCCUCAUCAAUGGUCCAGAAAUUAUGUCAAAAUUGGCUGGUGAAUCAGAAUCGAAUUUACGAAAGGCAUUCGAAGAGGCCGAUAAGAAUUCUCCUGCUAUUAUUUUCAUUGAUGAAUUGGAUGCUAUUGCACCAAAGCGAGAAAAGACUCAUGGUGAAGUUGAACGUCGUAUUGUUUCUCAGCUUUUGACAUUGAUGGACGGAAUGAAGAAAAGCUCUCAUGUUAUUGUCAUUGCUGCAACAAAUCGACCAAAUUCCAUUGAUGCAGCACUUCGUCGAUUUGGACGUUUUGAUCGUGAAAUUGAUAUAGGCAUUCCAGACGCAACUGGUAGAUUAGAAGUUUUAAGAAUUCAUACUAAAAAUAUGAAGUUAGCUGAAGAUGUUGAUUUGGAACAAAUUGCUGCCGAAUCACAUGGACAUGUUGGAGCUGAUUUAGCUUCAUUGUGUUCAGAAGCUGCACUUCAACAAAUUCGUGAGAAAAUGGACUUGAUUGAUUUAGAAGAUGAUCAAAUUGAUGCUGAUGUCUUAAACUCAUUGGCUGUUACUAUGGAUAACUUCCGUUAUGCUAUGACUAAGUCUAGUCCAUCAGCAUUACGUGAAACUGUCGUAGAGACUCCAACUACAACAUGGACUGAUAUUGGAGGUUUGGAGAAUGUCAAGCGUGAAUUACAAGAAUUGGUUCAAUAUCCAGUUGAACAUCCAGAUAAAUUCUUAAAGUUUGGUAUGCAACCAUCACGAGGAGUUUUGUUCUAUGGUCCACCUGGUUGUGGUAAAACUCUCUUGGCUAAGGCUAUUGCCAAUGAAUGUCAAGCAAAUUUCAUCUCCGUUAAAGGACCUGAAUUGCUUACAAUGUGGUUUGGUGAAUCAGAAGCAAAUGUUCGUGACAUUUUCGAUAAGGCUCGUUCAGCUGCACCUUGUGUUCUCUUCUUUGAUGAAUUGGACAGUAUCGCAAAAUCUCGUGGUGGAAGUUCUGGUGAUGCUGGCGGUGCUGCUGAUCGUGUUAUCAAUCAAAUUCUUACAGAAAUGGACGGUAUGGGAGCUAAAAAGAAUGUUUUCAUAAUUGGAGCUACAAACAGACCCGACAUUAUUGACUCAGCAAUUUUACGUCCAGGACGUUUAGAUCAACUCAUCUAUAUUCCAUUGCCUGAUGAUAAAUCUCGUAUUGCUAUUUUACAAGCUAAUUUGAGAAAGAGCCCUGUUGCGAAGGAGGUUGAUUUGGGAUACAUUGCGAAAGUCACAAACGGAUUUUCUGGUGCUGACUUGACAGAAAUUUGUCAGCGUGCUUGUAAAUUAGCUAUUCGACAAGCCAUUGAAACUGAAAUCCGCCGUGAAAAGCAACGAAGUGAUAACACGAAUGUUGCAAUGGAUAUGGACGAAGAUGACCCAGUUCCAGAAAUCACAAGAGCUCACUUUGAGGAAGCUAUGAAGUUCGCUCGUCGUUCAGUAUCUGAUAAUGACAUUCGCAAAUAUGAGAUGUUUGCUCAAACCUUACAGCAAUCAAGAGGGUUUGGAAACAAUUUCAGAUUCCCAUCAAGCGGUUCAGGUGGAGGCUCAGGAAAUCCUGAUCAACCUUCUCAACCCAGUAAUGAUGUUGAUGAAGAUCUUUACAGUUAAAUUAAUCGCUAAGAGCUUUAUGUAGGAACAACAGCACUUACAGGAAACAAUUUUGUCUCACAGAAUCAGCAACAAUAAAAAAAACAAUGAAAGCAUAAGAAAUUAAGUGAUUUGGUUUUGAAAGUUUCUUCUCAAUUUCUUAUAUCUUCAUCAUUCUUUAUACAUAAUUUCUAAUACUUACUAUUAUUAUUAUAUAUUUAAUUAUGGUACUUUUUUCCUCCACAAAAUCGUUUCCUUUCCAUCGGAUGAAUAAAUAUUUAAAACUGGCAAAUUUUAUAUUAUAAAAAAAUUAAAGAACACUUUAAGAUGUAGAUUGAUAAUAAGUAUGAUGAUGAAUAAUUUGAAUUUUUCUUGAUAGAAAUAAACAUGAU
Molecule: messenger RNA, 2911 nt
Organism: Chironomus riparius
Lineage: Eukaryota; Metazoa; Arthropoda; Insecta; Diptera; Chironomidae
Source: the annotation of a GenBank genome assembly